Triticum dicoccoides is the source of this 1108-nucleotide messenger RNA. RefSeq lists its product as uncharacterized. Bases 399 to 902 code for a protein of 167 amino acids. The record is from RefSeq and is a predicted model, not a curated record. Lineage: Eukaryota; Viridiplantae; Streptophyta; Magnoliopsida; Poales; Poaceae. The transcript is spliced from 2 exons.
UCAAGAUAUUGAAGAUCAAAAUCUGUUGCAGCAUAUUAAGGCUUCCGAAGGAGGGACUGCCACCUUCGCUGGUGGAACUGGAAAUCGACGAUUGCAGCAUUGAGUUGUCAGAACGAUGCAGAUUGCUAGCAACAAGCAAGCUAAAGGUCAAAAUUGAUGAUGACUAUGUGCUACUUGCUGUUUACAGUGGAGCUCCUCUACAAACUUAAAAUUUUCUUUCAUUUACAGUGCUACUUGCUGUUGCAACAAACAUUGCUGCUGUAAAGAUACAUUCCAAAAAUAAUUGCACAUUCAAUCUUUUUUUACAUGGUGCAGAAAUACAACUUUCUUCAGUAGGAGAAGGAAAGCACAUAGCAGGGUUUGGUGGUGGUCCAGAUCAUAGCUCUGUGCGGGGUCACAUGGGAAGGCCAGGCGUUCGGAUCGGGUUCGGAUUAACUGUGAGUGCCAACGUCCUGGUUGUCCCAGUUCGGGUGCUGCGAUGGAUUUGGGAGGAAAGGUGCUUCAGCAAAAGUAGCGGCCAUCACUCUACAGAAAGGUCAGCCAUGGACAUCAUCUUCACCAUCUUGGCGUCCAUCGCCGUGGCGUGCUCCGACAGGAAGAACCUUCCCAAGGCCCUCAUCUCCGGCGGGAUCUUCAAGGCUGCGGCGGCACUCUGCCUCGUCUUCUUCCAAGGGCCGGGAGGCGUGUUCCUCCACCAUGGGAAGGCCCCCUACUACCUCUACUACGGCAUCCUCGUCACCAUUGCCAUCUUUGGGCUCGUGGAGGCGUCCGUUGGAUGUUGGGUUUCUGGGAGGCUGGAUGACCGGCACGCCGCCGGGAAGGCGGUCCUCUGCGUGUCCAUCCUUCCUCUUGUCUGUGUGGCGGCGUUCGGGGGCUUCGUCGUCCUGAGGAAGGUGAACUAGCUAGCUAGCUGAGCCAGCUGUGGCAUCGGAGUACAUCCUGUAUAUGAAUGUCACAUGUGUUAGCAAAGUUGGCGCAAGAAUAAUCAGUGCAGUGGUGUUGUGUGACAUCUAUCAUUUGAUCAACAGAGAAAUUGACUUCUCUGAUAUCUUUUGAUCGAUAAUUCUAAGUAGCUAGACAAGUCCAUUUCUCUGAAUAUCAGACAAUC